AUGCACCCCACCAACAAACGCCUUCCUAACAGGCACCUGGCACGGGGAGUACCAAAAAUCGACGACCUAGUCGAGUACCAAGCAGUCAACUCCCCAAAAAUCAAAUCCGUGCAUGGGAUUGAUACGCCCACGCCCGGCGAUCCUGGUGCGUGGGAUUGGCGUGGGAAAGGGUGGUUGGUUAUUGCCAGUUCGCACUGGGAGGUUCUUGGGUUUGGAAGGGUUGAUGAUGGGAAUGAGUGGGUUGUGACGUAUUUUGCGAAGACGCUUUUCACGCCUGCUGGUAUUGAUGUUUAUUCGAGACGGGGAGAGGGGUUGGGGGAUGAGGUUGUUGAUGGGAUUCUUGGGGCUUUGGGGGGGCUUGGGAUCGGGGAGAUUGAUCGGCUUGUGAGGGGGGUUUUUGAGGUUCCUAGGGAUUAG
This is a messenger RNA of Penicillium antarcticum, 417 nucleotides long. RefSeq lists its product as uncharacterized. The record is from RefSeq and is a predicted model, not a curated record. Bases 1 to 417 code for a protein of 138 amino acids. The transcript has 2 exons. NCBI's taxonomy places the organism in Eukaryota, Fungi, Ascomycota, Eurotiomycetes, Eurotiales, Aspergillaceae.